Messenger RNA from Emiliania huxleyi CCMP1516, 1338 nucleotides. RefSeq lists its product as hypothetical. Lineage: Eukaryota; Haptophyta; Isochrysidales; Noelaerhabdaceae. The record is from RefSeq and is a predicted model, not a curated record. Gene Ontology annotation, cellular component: membrane. Bases 1 to 1338 code for a protein of 445 amino acids. The transcript is spliced from 3 exons. Gene Ontology annotation, biological process: lipid metabolic process. Gene Ontology annotation, molecular function: oxidoreductase activity, acting on the CH-CH group of donors.
AUGCCUACCGUCGAGCUGCGUCUGCCUAAGGGCGUCUCGCACGUAUUCGACAUCGACGGCCACCGGCUUGCCGAGUUCUUCAAGGGCCUGACCAACGAUGAGGCGACUCUGGGAGAGCUCGGCGACUUUGCGAUCCAGAUUGACGACGUGCCGCCAGGCUCGGUCGAGGUCACCGUGGUGGAGCAGGGUGGAGGCACGCGCACCGUGACCGUGCCCACACCGGGCAAGGUUGGUGCGCUGCAGGCGGCGCUCGGGCAGGCGUACGACGGGGACAUGUCGACCAUGACCCUCAUGAUGGAGGGCAAGUUCAAGGUCGUGGUCAACGUUGUCAUUUCCUCCUCUGUACUUGAACCGUCCGGCAUGUCGUGGCGCGACGACGAUCCGAUCGGCUUCGCGUACAUCCUCUGCCUUGGCGUCACCGUCGGCCUUCAGCUCGCAUGCUUCGCCGUCGCGGCGGCGCUUCAGUUCGACAAGAUCACGGAUCUGGCGGGCAGCCUGAACUUUGUCGUGCUGGCCGUGCUGACGCUGCUCCUUGCGGAGGACAUUGGCGCGCGCCAGAUUGUUGUGAGCUGCCUCGUGGCCGUCUCGCGGACAGAGCUCGCCGCCUUCCUGCUCUACCGCGUGCUUCAGCGCGGCAAGGACGCCAGGUUCGACACCGUGAGGGAGCGGCCGCUCGUCUUCCUGAUCUUCUGGGUCUGGCAAAUGCUCUGGGUGUUCGUCGUUUCAUCUUCGGUCAUCUUCAUCAAUUCAGCGGGCCACCUCGCCUCGCCCACCCUUUCGGCGGCGGAUUACGUCGGUUGGGCUCUCUUUGGCUUGGGCUUUGCGGUUCAGGUCGUCGCAGACGUGCAAAAGUAUCUCUUCCGGGCAGACCAGGCCAAUCGCCGUCGUGUGUGCGACCGCGGGCUGUGGCGCUUCUCCCGCCACCCCAACUUCUGCGGCGAGGUGCUGCUGUGGAUAGGCGUCUACGUGGCAGGGGCGCCGGUCUUUCGUGCCGCUCCCGCCGGCUGGUGGACGGUCGCCUCUCCUCUCUUCACGCUCGCGGUGUUAACGCUCUUCACGGGAAUCCCGCAAGCAGAGGGGCAGAACGCGGUGCGAUGGUACGAUGGCGGCGAGGCGCAGGCGCAGUACGAGGUCUACUUUGAGAGGACGCCACCACUGUGGCUGCUGCCGCCACAGCUGUACCGGCUGCUGCCGCGUCGCGCCAAGCUGCUGCUCUGCUGCGAGCUCCCUCUGUACGCGUACCGUCCCUCGAGCGAGCCGGUCGGAGGACGGUCGGCGAGCAGUGGUCUGGGGGAGCCGUUGUCCGCUCCCGACACGGAGGGCACGGACCACAGUUAA